CCGCAGCAUGGCGCGGUCAUUGCCGAGUACGUCUGGAUAGAUGCCAGCGGCGGUACUCGUUCCAAGUGCAAGGUGAGUGAUUUCCCACCAGGAAAGCACCCGUUGGGACGAAAGGCUCGUCAUGAGAGAUUUUCGACGUCUCGCUGCGUUCAUGCACGAUAAGAGAAAGUGGCUUGACUCGCCGCGGCUUCGGCAGUCUUGCGGUACUUUUAGUCACAGAAACCGCGUCUAGGCGGCUACACGCAAUGGGAUGGAACUUUAGAGAGACUGCGGCUCUUCUCUGACCUCGCGCAACCGAAGGCCGCAAUAGAACGUGGAGACUAACCUUACAAACUCGCAGACCCUCAAGAAGAAGCCAUCAUCAGUCAAGGAUCUCCCAGAAUGGAACUUCGACGGCUCUUCCACCGGCCAGGCACCCGGCGACAACUCCGACGUCUACCUCCGCCCAGUGGCCAUGUACCCAUGCCCCUUCCGCCUUGGCGACAACAUCCUCGUGAUGGCCGAGACCUGGAUGUCUGACGGCAAGCCGAACGCCUACAACUUCCGCCACGACGCCGCCGUGCACAUGGAGAAGAACGCCUCGCACGAGUUCUGGUUCGGCCUCGAGCAGGAGUACACCCUCCUCGACGACAUGGGAUGGCCGUACGGCUGGCCCAAGAACGGUUUCCCGGCUCCCCAAGGUCCUUACUACUGCGGCAACGGCACCGGCAAGGUCUUCUGCAGAGACAUUGUCGAGGCACACUACAAGGCCUGCUUGUACGCCGGCCUUGAGAUCUCCGGCACCAACGCCGAAGUCAUGCCCGCUCAAUGGGAGUACCAGAUUGGCCCGUGCACCGGCAUCGCCCUGGGCGACCAGAUGUGGAUGUCCCGCUUCAUCCUCCACCGCGUGGCCGAGGAGUUCGGCGUCAAGGCUACCUUCCACCCUAAGCCGAUCCCCGGCGACUGGAACGGCGCCGGUCUCCACACCAACGUCAGCACCAAGGAGAUGCGCGAGGAUGGCGGCAUGAAGGCCAUCGAGGCGGCGAUGGAGAAGCUGUCGAAGCGCCACAAGGAGCACAUGAAAGUGUACGGUGAGGGUAACGAGGCGCGUAUGACUGGCGCGCACGAGACGGCGUCGUACGACAAGUUCACGUGGGGUAUUGCGAACCGUGGCGCGUCGGUGCGUGUGAACCGUUCGUGCGCCGAGGAGGGCAAGGGUUACUUUGAGGACCGCCGGCCGGCGUCGAAUGCCGAUCCGUACCAGAUUACUGGUAUGAUUGUGGAGACUGUGAGUAGUAUCGAUGUCGUUGUCAACGAGGGAUGAAGCUAACGUGUGUGUAUAGCUCUGCGGCCAUCUCGAGGGUAUCGAUGUCCUCAAGAAGGUUACGGACGCCGAGAUGCAAGAGCAGGAGAUGAUUGUGCCGG
This is a messenger RNA of Baudoinia panamericana UAMH 10762, 1404 nucleotides long. RefSeq lists its product as uncharacterized. Gene Ontology annotation, cellular component: cytoplasm. Gene Ontology annotation, molecular function: glutamine synthetase activity. The record is from RefSeq and is a predicted model, not a curated record. The coding region runs from base 455 to 1303 and encodes 282 amino acids. The transcript has a single exon. NCBI's taxonomy places the organism in Eukaryota, Fungi, Ascomycota, Dothideomycetes, Mycosphaerellales, Teratosphaeriaceae.